Molecule: messenger RNA, 1272 nt
Organism: Paraphaeosphaeria sporulosa
Lineage: Eukaryota; Fungi; Ascomycota; Dothideomycetes; Pleosporales; Didymosphaeriaceae
Product: alcohol dehydrogenase 1
Exons: 4
Coding region: 195-1211 (338 amino acids)
Molecular function (GO): oxidoreductase activity; zinc ion binding
Source: RefSeq, a predicted model, not a curated record
UGUCUCACUCGAACAACUCCGAUUUCCCCUUCCGGGUCGCGCACUAGGGGACGUCAUUGCCUCCCCUCCUUGACUUUUGUUCGCGCCUAGAAUAUUUAGUCUUCAUCAUCUACUGCUUCUCCUCUUGCCAUUCACCUCCCGCACGCAAACUACAGCUUCAACCUCAACUCCAACACUCAACCGCUUCCAUCGCCAUGUCUCUCCCGCAAACCUAUAAGCAGGCAGUUUUCAAAGCGCAGGGGCAGCCUCUCGUCAUCGAAGAAGCGCCCUUGAAGCUGCCUGGCAAGGGUGAGCUUCUCGUCAAGGUAGAGGCUUGCGGUGUCUGCUUCUCCGACAUGUUUGCCCAGCAGAACAUCAUGGGCGGCGGAUUCCCGAUGGUACCCGGCCACGAGAUUGUCGGUAAAGUUGCUGCUAUUGGAGAGGGCGUCGAACUAUGGAAGGAAGGCGACCGCGUUGGCGGAGGCUGGCAUGGCGGACACGACGGCGUCUGCAAGGCGUGCAAGAAGGGAUUUUUUCAGAUGUGUGAUAACCAGGUCAUCAACGGCGAGACAAAGGCUGGUGGCUACGCUGAAUAUGUUCUACUACGCUCGGAAGCUGCCAUUCGGGUUCCCGCCCACGUCGAUGCUGCCAAAUACGCUCCCAUCAUGUGCGCUGGUCUGACAUGCUUCAACUCUAUUCGCAACAUGAACAUCGGGGUCGGAGAGACGGUCGCUGUUCAAGGAUUGGGCGGGCUAGGUCAUCUGGCGAUUCAAUACGCAGCUCGCUUCGGAUACCGGGUUGUUGCUAUCUCGCGAGGUGGAGACAAGGAAGCUUUCGCACGCGAACUCGGCGCGCACGAGUACAUUGACUCAAGCAAAGGAGAUGCAGGGGAGGCGCUCCAGAAUCUGGGUGGAGCGAAGCUCGUUGUCACUACAUCCCCCAGUGCUGAUGUCAUUUCACCACUGUUGAAGGGCUUAGGCAUUUUGGGCAAGCUGCUCAUCUUGUCGGUUCCCGGAGAGGUUCCGGUGAACACUGGAGUCAUGCUUCGCUAUGCCUUGACUGUCCAAGUCUGGCCAUGUGGCAGCGCAGUUGAUGCCGAGGACACUAUCCAAUUCACCGAGCUGCAAGACAUCAACUGCAUGAUCGAGAAGUUCCCCUUGGACAAGGCAAACGAUGCCUUCAAUCACAUGAUGAGUGGCAAGGUCCGAUUUCGAGCUGUCAUCACGAUGUGAGAGCGGUCUGCAUGAAGGAAUUUUGGCGGAUUCACAACACUUUCAGUCUUCCACUAAUCGU